AUGAAACCUUUUUCUACAUGGUCAUUGUGUCUUGUGCUUGCUGUGGUUAGUGAAGGAACCAAUGAAGCUACACGCCACAUAUGCCACUCCACUCUCAAAAUUCUUCUUCUUGCAGAGGACGACGGUGAGAUGAAGCAUCUAGAAGCCCUAGAAGGAGCCCAAACGCGCCUCCGCCUCUUCCAGAUCGACCUCCUCGACUACAAUUCCAUCUCCGCCGCAGUCCACGGCUGCUCCGGCGUCUUCCACCUCGCCUCUCCUUGCAUCGUCGACCAAGUCCAUGACCCCCAGAAGGAGCUGUUGGACCCGGCUAUUAAAGGAACGCUGAAUGUUCUAACGGCGGCUAAGCAGGCCGGCGUGAAGCGCGUGGUGCUCACGUCCUCCAUAUCGGCCAUCACUCUCAGCCCUAAUUGGCCGGCCGAUGUCGUCAAGAGUGAGGAUUGCUGGACUGAUGUUGAGUACUGCAAGCAGAAAGGACUGUGGUAUCCUUUAUCGAAAACUCUGGCGGAGAAAGCUGCGUGGGAAUUUGCCGAGGAGAAGGGGUUGGAUGUGGUUGUGGUGAAUCCGGGGAAAGUGAUGGGUGAUGUUAUAUCGCCGAGGCUCAAUGCUAGCAAAGGUCAGAGGAAGAAGAGGGUCGCUAGCUACAAGGUGUACACUCUGGAGGGGAAGCUGAAAGGGACUCUCAGGAAGAGCUUCAGGUGGCUCAAGCAGACCUGUGAUAGAGUGGUCUAUGGCCGGUAA
Molecule: messenger RNA, 738 nt
Organism: Rosa chinensis
Lineage: Eukaryota; Viridiplantae; Streptophyta; Magnoliopsida; Rosales; Rosaceae
Product: phenylacetaldehyde reductase-like
Exons: 4
Coding region: 1-738 (245 amino acids)
Molecular function (GO): oxidoreductase activity, acting on the CH-OH group of donors, NAD or NADP as acceptor
Source: RefSeq, a predicted model, not a curated record